Toxoplasma gondii ME49 is the source of this 8566-nucleotide messenger RNA. RefSeq lists its product as hypothetical. Gene Ontology annotation, cellular component: nucleus. NCBI's taxonomy places the organism in Eukaryota, Apicomplexa, Conoidasida, Eucoccidiorida, Sarcocystidae. Gene Ontology annotation, molecular function: RNA binding; 5'-3' RNA exonuclease activity. Bases 1100 to 7909 code for a protein of 2269 amino acids. Gene Ontology annotation, biological process: nuclear-transcribed mRNA catabolic process. The transcript is spliced from 12 exons. The record is from RefSeq and is a predicted model, not a curated record.
GCACAUGGAAAGGUUCUUUGUUUCCUCUGGGGCUGCGAAAGGAAGGCUACAAGCCAGAGUCUGCGAGGAAUCUCUUCUGUGCGUCGAGUCUGCGGUGCAAGGCCGCCUUUUGCCGAGAGGAAGAGAGCAGAGGCGCAGUCUCCGUCUUGCUUGUGGAAGCGGCAGGAGCAUAAAUUGAAGAAGCAUAAACUGAAAAGGAGACAGAAGGAAGGAAGCAGCAGAAGAGAUGGGAGUAGAUGCGGAAGAAGGAGUCUCCUGGGCGCAGAGGACCGUCGAGUCCGACAAGACACUCAGAGACACAGCUGUCUCCAUUUCUUCGGGAGCAAAGAGUGACCAGAUAACAUUCCUUCUCCACUUUCCUCUCUUUAUCCUCGUUCCCCGCGCUCGCUCAAGUCUCCACCUUCGCGGCCUCUCCCGGCUCGUCGGCUCCGGUGCGUAUGUACACUGCCAGAGGGCGAGGGAGGGUGGAAGGAGAGAAAAAAGACGCACCGGAGAAGAAGGACAAGUAGAAGAACAGGGAGGACAGACGAGAGACAGAGACCAACUCUGAGAAUCAGAAUCUCUCGGCGAAGAGGAAGAAAAAAGAGACAGGAGAUGGUUCCUCACGACAGAGAGGGACGUCAGGCACUUGUGCUGAGAAGAGAACGAACGCAUGAACUUUUACUUCCUAUAUACCCCUCGCUCACCUCACGAAGAAAUGUCUUGAACGCCUCUUUCUCUCCUCGUCGUUUUCUUCUCUUUCGACUCUUCGGAUGUCUCACGAGCUUCGGAAAAGCUCUGGACUUCUCGGAGCGAAGAUGCCGCCCUCCUCUUUCCUGCUUUUUCCGCUUUUCUGCUGUCUUCUCUCCUCCUUCGGGGCAACUGCAGCAGUCUCUUCUCCCUCUUGCUGUUCUGGGGCGUCUCUCUUUCCCCACUCGAGAAUUGGCAGGGGAUUCGUCUUUUCCGUUCUUUCUCCGUGUCUCAAUCAAAAGUCUGCCUGUCAACCUGAAACGUAAACGCCCGUUGCUUCUCUCCAGCUUCGUUCCUUCCUUCCUCGUUGCCUCGCUGCUCUCUGCUGCUUCUCGCGACUCGAACUCCUCCAGAGGGAUGCGUUCCGAGGAUGAAGACUCGAAAGGUCUUGUACGUUGUUGCCCUGCUCCGCCGCGUCUCGACAAGCGCGACAGCGCGACCUGCUCACUCCUCUUCUUGCACCUUACCCACGACGCGGCUGCCUCUCAGAAAGUCCUCCUUUUCUUUCUUCUUCUCCUUUUUCUCCCUUUUCGUUUGCUUCUGCCUCGGCCUCCGCUGGAGUCCCGACAGCGUACGCUGCCUGUGUGCAGAGGCAGGCAUCCCUGGGCUGCACAACUGGCUGCGGCAAGCGUUUCCGUCUGCUGUCAGCCAGGUGAAUAAGAAGAGAGACGUUCUUCUUGCCGACCAUUUGCUCUUCGACUUGAAUCAAUUGCUCCACCAGGCAGCGCUUCUGCCGGCGCGGGGGUCGUCUCCCAGAGCGUCGCUAGCGUCCAAGAGAACUUUUCUCUCUCCGGAAGUCCGCGGAGAACAUGGAGCUUCUGGAGCGCGCGAGAGUGGAAAGCAGUCGCAGGAAGUUGCGUUCGGCGAGGAGGCAGACGCCGUUCUAAGGCGUCUCGUGUCGCUGAUUUCUGCGACGCUUCGAACCAUCCAUCCCAGAAAGUCCGUCGUCUUCGCUCUGGACGGCGUCCCCCCUCUCGCUAAGCUCCUGACGACCGCCAAGCGCCGACGAAAGCGCGACGACGAAGAGGAAGCAGCAGACCGGCCAUCAGAGAGUGAGGAGGCGGAAGGCGAAAAGGGGAAGCAGGCGGACCGUGGUCGAGACGCAGGCGUCCUGGGGGAGGGAAGAAGGCGUGGAGAGGCCAACGAGAGGCGCUCAGGCUGCGACAGCAACUGCAGCAAUCGACAGGGAGGAGACGCGAAAGGAAUGAACGACGAUGGUGGAAGAGAGAUGGAAACCGCAGGUGCCGACGCAGGCGGAGACACUGUCCGAAAAAACGAACACAAAGAGGCGAACACGGACGCAGACGAAGGAGGCAAACGAGAAGGAGGAAGGGAGGAGGAACCAGAAGACGAAGAAGGAGAAGAGGAGAGACCGCGGUCUCCAUUUAUUGUUCAAGGUGAAGGAGCAACACUGGAAGGUCUCCGACUACCAGACAAGCCGAAAAAAGAACGGUACAGGAUACCUUCUUUUCUUCUCACGCCUGGUACGGCGUUCAUGCAGCGCGUGGAGGAGACUUGCCGGCGAUUCGCCUGGCAACGACUUGCGUCUCGUCGCUUCCGAAACCUCAGAUUCUUUGUUUCUGGAUCUUCCUCGUUCGGCGAAGGCGAACUGAAGCUCAUCGACUGGCUUCUCGCAGCCCAGAAAGGCGUUCGAGCGCCAGUUGGCUCUCCUUCUCUCUCCUCAUCUUCUGCCUCCCCUACUUCUUCCCCCAUUUCCUGCACUUCUUCUACUUCGUCUACUUCUUCUUCCGCGUCAGCGUCAUGCCGAGCCAGCAUCGCGCGAUGCCCCACAGGCGCACAACUGCGGCUCGGUGAUGGCGGAGAGAACAGCGAGGAGGCGCGACGCGAGCAGGACAGAGAAGAAGACGAAAGCAUUGUGAUUGUGGGGGCAGAUGCAGACCUCGUUGUUCAAGCUCUCGCUUUUCCGGGCGUUCCCAAGCUCUUCGUGUACAAUCCGCAGAGGCGAAUCUCGGAUGAGAAAAACACGCGAACACUCUAUUCGCUCCGCGACCUCCUCGCGGCCGUCGACCGCCAGUUCCCUGGCCGCUCGCACUUGGUCCGGAACGACCUCGCGUUGCUGUGCGUUCUCAAUGGAAACGAUUACUUGCCGAAGGCCGGCGGCUUCGCCUUCCCUCGCUUCUUUGAAGCGUACUCCGCCGUGCGACGCCGGCCGGAGUUUGCCGACGCGUCUUUGGUGGACGCUGCGAGUCGUUCCUUCAACAUUUCCUUUUUCCUCGCUUUUCUCGAGGAACUGGAUAAGCUGUCGAGUCUCCGACUGAUCGCUCUGCAGCAGCUGCAACUACAUGCGCUUGCGAGCUCGACAAACGCACCGGUGAAGCUCUCGGCCCUCGCUCUUUUGAAUCAGAUGAUUGCGCAGAAUCCAUUUCUUCCUUUGCCUGUGCACUCGCCGUCUUCCCGGCCGCGUCAAAAGGAGGGAAGCCGCGCUUCAGCAACGCACCCUUCUGAAGGGGAAGCGGAUCCGAGUUGCGGCAUACGAUGGGAGAUCCGAGGCGACGGCUUGAACCCAAUCCAAUUCACGGCGCGUCUGCAGGUUCACCGCGACGUUCUUGAAUCUCUUUCUUCUUCGUUCGCCUCCCUCGCUGCUCCGCGUUCUUCCUGUCCUGCGCCCUCGUGUGAAGCGCCUCACGCCUCCCUGCCUUCGCGCAAAGACGCCGGAGCCGCCGCCGGCCUGGCGCCUCCAGAGCGCCGCGCUGCGACUCGUCAGGGACAAGACGCAGGCGCAGACGAAUCGCGCGAAGACGAGCGAGAGGCCGCAGACGCGAGGGAACGGGAGGACGCGAGACGAACGGUGCAGAAGACGACUGGCGGCGCAGCUCGGCCGGCAACUGGUGUCGGCGGCAGCGGCCGCUGGGUCGCCGUCAAAGAGGAUCAGGAGAAAGACAGAGCACGAAGGGAAGAAGGGAGCAGAGAAGGCCGCGAAGAAGACGUCUGGGUGACGUUCGUCGGUCGAGCGAGCGACAAGCAAGGCGCGAAGCAGGAGGCGGCUUACCGUUUUCUUCUCUCGCAUUUUCCCGGUCUGGACUGCGUUGUGCCUGAGUCUGUGGUGGAGAGAGAAGACCAGUCGAGUGCGGCGGGCGAGGAAGACGAAGACGAAGAAGAUGAAGAAAUCGCAAACCAGUUGAAGUCGGCGCUCCUUCCGGAGUUUCACACCUCUGUGCCUGCCCUGCUUCAGGCUGCAUGCACGCUUCAAGCGACGACCCCGGCAAACACUUUGAACAAUCUUUGUUUGAGGGUCUUCAAGUCUCCGCCGUCGUUCGUCUCCUUCACGAAACGCGAACUCGAAGAAUUUCUGUCGUCGGCUGCCUCUCAGAGCCUGUCGCGUCCAGAGCGCCCUUCUCCCGUCUCGCCCGUUGCACUGCGAGACUUUCUCCUCCAACAAUCUCUCCUUCCAGGACGUUCAGAGGAAACGAGAAGUCGUUCUCCGUCUUCAUCUGUUUUUCAUUCUUCCCAAUCGCCUUCUGCUUCUCCUUCUUCUGCUUCUCCUUCUUCUGCGUUUCCUUCUUCUCCGCCUUCUCCUGCGCUUUCUUUACGCGCCCUCGAGAAAGGCAGGGAGGCCGUUUCAGCGUCACCUGAGGAGGCUGAGUUGUCUCCAAGUGGAGACGCAGACGAACGUCGAGCUGAGUUGUGCGUCGUCGCCGUGGAUGGCCUGCCGCUUUUUGCCGCCUGGCACCCAGACGCCGCAAAUGUGCAGGGGAACAAACCUGCGAACGCGACGUCGAAGAAACAGCAAAGACACAGUCUCUCCAUGCAGGCGCUUCAGCUCCUCACUCCGCCGCUCUUCCACUUGCUCUCGCUCGCAGGCUGGUCGCCUGCGGGGACGCAGAGACCUGUGUGCAGCAGGGCAGAAGAAGCGACGGCGGCGAGUCCGGCGGCCACCGACGGAGGGAUGUCAGCAAGCGAGGAGGGCAGAGAAGGAAGGAGAGGAAGCGACGGGUCGAGCGACGCAGAGAAGAAGCGGAGCAGAGACGACGAGGGAGAGGAGGCGCUCACGGCCGCCCAGAGAGCGACGAAGCCUGAGGCGGGAAGCGGCCGUUCCGGAUCUGCCGAUGCCUUUCCUGAGACCACAGAGACCGUCUGCGACGCGUUCGUCGGACGCCCAGAGAGACUACUAGCGGAAGGAGGAACACACCGGCGGGAGGUAGCUGGUGACGAGACGCAGAGGCGACCGGAGACAGGGAGCGACGAGGAGACGCGGAGACGAGACGGCGACCUGGAGACAGAGCUUGGAUCGCACGAAGGAGGGCGUGACGGCGAAGGAGCAUUCGCAGAACGAGGCGGAGGAACAAGAAGAGGCGACAGAGAGGAAGCUGGAGACGGAGAGGAAGAAGAGACAGAGCGCUCCUCGAAGCAGACACUCGAGCAAAUCGACGCGCUUCUCGCUGAGCACGUGGAAAACGAAACGCCGAAGGUCGACGCAUAUCUCCGAGGUUUGCUGUGGAAUCUGCAAAUGUACGCCGAGGGCCAGUGCCCGAAUCCCCGCUGGUUCUACUCGUUUGAAAAGGCGCCUUCGCUCUACGCUCUUCGCGCCCACUUGCUCUCACGCCUGGCGCCUUCGCCGUCGCUCCCGCCCAGCGGCGACCUUUCUGUGGAGUCCAACGAAGCCUCUGUCCAUCGCCGACCGAGCUCCCGAGGCGAAAACAGGCCAACUGCCUGCCAAGGCGCACUGAAGGAAGCAGACGAUGGCGUACGGACCGCGGCGGAGAGUCUUCUUGUCGCGCCCAGUCCUCCUCGUCCGGACGCGACCUUCCCGACGAGUCCGCCGGUGUACGCAGCGGCGGUGCUGCCUCCGAGCGCCCUGAGGAAGCUGCGAAAAUCGCUCUCCGGGGCAACGGCGGCCGACGCGACGUUGGCGGCCGCGGAGGACACAGACGCGUCGCAACACGAGGGACAGUCUCUGCGUUCCGAUCUGGCACCGGGCGACGAUGGACUUGUCUCCUCCGGUUUAGGUUUCGCUUUUGGCAAACUCGUCUGCCGAGCUCAUGACCUUCUCCGGUGUGUGGUGGAGAGCGAAGGAGACAUUUCUCUCGAGGCGGCGAAGGCGACGGAAAGAGAAGGCGGAAACCACGGCCGGCUUGUGGAGAACGCGCAAGGAGAAAAGAGGCGAAGACAGGAAAGAGACGCACACGGUGACAGCGGAGAGGGUGAAGCGAUGCCGAACACCGCGGGUUCGGAGAGACUGAAGGGAAUCGCCCGACACGGAACUACUGGGACACCGAGGCAGGACAGAGAUGAUGGCAAAGAAGACGAAAAAGAAGAUGAAGCGACGCGACUUCAAGAAACGACAACGUCUGCGAGUGACGGGGUCCAGUUUGACGAACAAGACGACUUCGUUGACGGAUUUGAUGACAUUCGCUUUCACCCUCGCCAUGUUUUAGCGGCGACUGUUCACCUCGAGUCUCUGCUGCAGCAGCGACAGGCGAGCAGCGGACGACCUCGUGGAGGAAUGGCAGGAACUCCCCUCUGUGAAGCGACGAUGCGCAAAUCCAGCAGGUUCGGUAACAGGGGAGCAGACGAAAAGGGAGAAAACAGCGGAGAAGACGCCAGCGACGGAGACGACGACGGAGAGAAGGAAACGAAGGUGGAGAGUGUCGAUGGAGAGGGAAGCCUGGGAGAGAUGGACAUGCAGAGUGCAGGAGUCACACGAGGAAGCCGAAGAAGGGGGGAAACGGACUGCAAAGGCGGAGAGCUGAAAGGAAGGCUCGACGACAGCGAAGAGAGAACAAAGAACCGCCUUCCUGUUUCAAACGCAGAAGAGCUUCUUAAGGAGACAACGAGCACAUGGUCUCUUCUUUGUCGCAGCCGUUGUGACGACAUGUCUGGGGGGGACGUGUGUGGUAGCUCUCCUGAGAGACGAAGAUCGAAUUCUGUUUCCAUGACAAAGAAUCCUCGGACAUGUUCAGGUGCGUCCUCCUCUGCGUCUUCUUCGUCCUUGAUGUUCCCAGAUGUUUCUCCUCCACGACCUGUUCGGUCUUCUCCUUCCUCUUCUUCUUCUCGUUCGACUUCAGACUCGUGUGUGGGGUGUGUGUCUCCGUCGGCACCUGCUGCGUCUUCCUUGGCGAAUUCUGGAGGCGGGCCGAUGUUUUUGGAGGAGUCUCUUCCGAUGUUCUCCGAUCCGCAAAGACGCGAAGUGGAGUGCUGGGUGAAGCCUUCUUCUUCUUCGCUCCCCUGGUUCCCCAACGCUUCUGAGAAGGUCGACAGCGCCGUGGAGACACCGGUCUCUGCUGUCUCUUCCUCAGUUUUGGAGCCGAAACGUGGAUCGCCACCAGCGGCUGUCUCAGCUUCCCGCGUCUCUCCGAACUGGCGUGCGAGACGUCGAAGUUCUGCGGCCUUUUUUUCCUCAAGGUCGCCUGCGUCUUCCUCGGUCUCGCCCUUCGUGUCUUUUUUCUCUUCCAGUCUUUCCCCGCGUUUUGCGGUUCCUGCCUGUCCUCUGUCAAAUGCGGCGACGUCGCUGUUCGCUGUAUGUGAGAUUUCCAAGCAGCCUCACGACGAACGGCGCUUCCCAGACGCUUCUUCGCUGUUGAGUCUCUUCGCCUUCUCCUCGGCUCCUCUCACGCCCCCGUCCACCUUCCCGGAGCUCCCGUGUCUCGCCUCGGCUUGCGUCUGUCGCCGGCCUGCCCAGACGCGUUCUUGGUCGCAGCAUUCGUCUGUCGACUUCCUCUCGUCUCGCUCGUCUCGUUCGUCUCGUUCGUCUCGCCCGAGAGGGUGCGACGCAGAUUAUUCUUCUCUCUCGCUGACUCGUCGUCGACCUUGUUCAUUUUCUGCAGAAGGCACUGAGCCUGGAGCAGAGGGAAAAGAUCCUUUCAACUUUGUGCACCUCUUCAGACAAAGGUCACCGCACGAAGCGGAGAAUCGUCGCUGCAUUCCACCUUCAGGUUCCGCGAUUUUCCACGUUUCUUCGUCGGCUCACAGGGAGACUGUCGCACUUCGUCUCGGAUGUCGAAGCCCCUCGAAGGUUCCCUGCUAUUCUCCUGCUCUGCAUGCAAACUCUCCCUCCCUGCGCUUCUCCGUCCUUCCUCCAGGACUGUUCACAUCGCCGCCUUCCCGGUCCUCAUUUUUUUCGACGUCCUCUGUGUCUCCUUCUCUCCGACGCUCGGCAUGCCCCUCCACCUCGGUGUCGACGGUCCUGUCUUGUCCAAAGUUGAGGAGUGCUACGGCAUGAAGAGCGAUGUCUUGCUUUUUUCUGCGGGUGGCAGUGGAGAGACGUUCACGGCUUUUCCGAGUCUGUCGUCCAUCCACUUCUUGGUGGAAGCGACAGGGUCUCGAGGAAGAACGAGACGAGGGUGCUUCUUGUGAACCUCGCUUCCCUCAUCUUCCUCGUUCGCGUGUGUUCAAAGGUAGUUGAAAAUCGAUACUCGUAGCAUUCUCCUUCUCGUCAUGUAGAGCGAAACACCGUCCGGCUGAGCGACCACUACCAGAGAUAGGAACAUUAAACAGUUGCGGGCCCCAGCAACUCGUUUCUAGGGAUAAUGGUCUCAGGAGCAGCUAACCGAAUAUAAGCCGACGCCUCACCCAAGCCGACUUUUUGGCCAGUCACAUUCCCCCCUCGGUGUCGGAUUUGCUUUUUCUCUUUCGGUCUUUUGUAGCGGCGUCGAGAGGAAAUCUUGUGAACUCUGAAGAUCGUUCUUUUAAACCGGGGGGAAGAAGAUACUCUACGGUUGAUUCACUUCUCAGCGAAGGGCAUGCAUGCGCGUGAAGGCUGUCUUCGUGGAUUUGUGGGGAUUCCAGUCUCGAUGUUCGACGUCAGCAGGUGCGUCUCGUGGUGCAACUCUGAAGGCCUGACAGGGCUAGCGGCUAGGGACUGAUCGAUCGCUCCUGG